UGGACGCGUGUAGAUCGCUCACGUCUAACUUCUUCGUGACGCUACGAGUACAAAAACUUGUUUUAUAAAAUAACGUUAUCUAAUUUUUGAUAUUCGUAUUAUGAAAUUGAGUAUAAUUUCAUUGGAAUAAAGUGACCGUUUGUUUUACAGACAUUGUGAUUGUUUAUUUUUUGUGAAACUGCAACGUGUUUGGUUCAACGGACUACAGAGGAGUGUUAUCGGCAAUGUCUUCGGACUUGUAAAAUAAAAGACUUAUUGUUGGUGUUGUGUCAGUGAAAGUAACUGAAAAUGUAUCAAUCUAAAGUUCGGACUAUGGGUGCUUUAGCAGUCGUUGUUCGGUGGUUCUUGUACCUGGUCAUUGGACUGGGGUGGCAGGUUCAAUCCCAGACGGUACAGACAACAGUUGUGGACAAUUCCUACAACCUUUACUAUGAACAACCAUGCUGUUCCGGACCUGUUACUAAGAAUAAAUAUCAUAUGAGACAUAGACGAGAUCAUGUUCGAGAGUUUUCGUGUGGCACGCUUUACUACAGAACGUUCUUUGUGGACUCCAAGAGAGAUGCUCUCUACGUCGGUGCUAUGGACCGAUUGUACCGGCUCAAUAUGAACAAUAUUAGCGCAUCGCAUUGUGAGAGAGAUUCUAUAAACUUGGAGCCGAGCAACGUAGCGCAAUGCGUUUCAAAGGGCAAAUCGGAGCAUUUCGACUGCCGCAACCACAUCCGCGUGAUUCAACCAAUGGGUGACGGCGGCCGUUUGUACGUGUGCGGCACCAACGCGCACAGCCCCAAAGACUGGGUUUUAUAUUCUAACCUGACGCACCUGCCCCGACACGAGUACGUGCCAGGAAUCGGCAUGGGUGUCGCGAAGUGCCCAUACGACCCGGCGGAUAACUCGACAGCAUUGUGGGUCGAAAGGGGAAACCCAGGCAGUCUCCCAGCUCUUUAUUCCGGCACCAAUGCAGAAUUCACCAAAGCGGACACAGUCAUCUUUAGAACUGACCUGCACAACUUGACUACUGGACGUAGGGAAUUCUCUUUCAAAAGAACACUGAAGUACGACUCUAAGUGGCUCGACAAACCAAACUUCGUUGGAUCCUUCGACGUUGGAGAAUACGUGUUAUUCUUCUUCCGGGAGACGGCUGUGGAAUACAUCAACUGCGGCAAGGCGGUGUACUCCAGGGUCGCCAGGGUGUGCAAGAGGGACACCGGGGGGAAGAACAUCCUUAGCCAGAACUGGGCCACGUACCUGAAGGCCAGGCUUAACUGCAGCAUCCCAGGGGAGUUCCCCUUCUACUUCAAUGAGAUACAGAGCAUCUACAAAGUCCCUGGUGACGACAGCCGCUUUUACGGGGUCUUUACCACCGCUUCCACCGGACUCAUGGGGUCUGCGAUCUGCACUUUCACCAUCGGAGACAUCCAGAAGGCUUUCGAGGGGAAAUUCAAGGACCAGGCUACUUCCAGCUCCGCCUGGCUACCCGUCAUCAGCAGCCGAGUCCCGGAACCAAGACCUGGGACGUGUGUUAAUGAUACGGCGUCAUUGCCCGAUACUGUCCUCAAUUUCAUAAGGUCUCACCCCCUAAUGGACAGCGCGGUUUCCCAUGAAAAUGAGAAGCCGAUCUACUACAAACGGGACCUUUUCUUCACGAGGCUGGUGGUAGACCGGGUGAAGGUGGAAAUGCAGGGUCACCAGCUUGACUACACCGUGUACUACGCUGGCACAAAUGAGGGUAAAAUCCACAAGAUAGUGCAAUGGAAUCGGAAUGGUGACAGUCAAUCAGCUCUCCUCGAUAUUUUCGAUGUGACACCAGGAGAGCCAAUUCAGGCAAUGGCCAUAUCCCGCGCCCAUGGUUCCUUAUACGCCGCAUCAGAUAGAAGGGUGCUCCAGCUGCGCCUGGCGUUGUGUGCCAGGAGAUACGACGCCUGUGUCCGAUGCGCCCGGGACCCCUACUGCGGGUGGGACAGGGAAGCUGGAGUCUGCAGGGAGUACAUGCCUGGGCUUAUCCAAGACGUGGUGAACGAGACCGUGGACAUAUGCGACUCUUCCAUCGCCCGGAAGACAGUCUCCGCCACGUGGGGGCAGAGCCUUCACCUCGGGAGCUUCGUUAAGAUGCCGGAGGUGCUGCACCCCAGGGCUGUCACGUGGUACCACUACUCCAGGGACAAGGGGAAACAUCCCAUCACUUUCAAUAAGCCAGAGAAAUACAUCGAAACGUCGGAACAUGGACUCCUAAUAAUAUCUGUGAACGAAGGAGACGCGGGGAGAUAUGAUUGCUUCCUGGGGGGAUCCUUGCUAUGUUCCUACAAUAUUACCGUCGACACUCAUAGAUGUACGCCUCCAGAGAAAAGUAAUGAAUAUCAGAAGAUUUACUCCAAUUGGUGCCACGAAUUCGAAAAGUAUAAAAGCGCAAUGAAGACAUGGGAGAGGAAGCAAGAGCAAUGUUCGAGGCAGAAUGAUUCAAAUCAGAAUUCGCAUCCGAACGAGAUCGUGUGAUAGCUUCUAAACAUCGCCUAUCUCAUGUUUCAGUCGGUUAACUAUUACGCCGGGGUUAUUCCGAUACCGUACGUAUCGGCUGGCCUCAAGUAUUUCAACAUAUUCUCGUGAGAUUCCGUCAAGAACCAUCCGCUCCAAACUCAGUGAUGUAGCGACUCCAUAGUAUGACAAGCUCAAGAUAUAGUGUACCUAAGUGACUCCCUCUAGCGUAAAAAAAUAAGUGUAGUGACAAAAUGACUGCAACAGUGCAUCGUUCCAAAUACAUCGGGACAUGAGAAGGUGAUUAUUAGACACUCAAAAAUUUUAUGGACAUUUUAUUGAAUUUUAAUGGAAGAAAAUAUGAGCGUUGUGCGUUGCUUGUUGGAUAUGGAUUGUAAAGAGUAGAAAUCGUGAUUUUUCAAAUUGUAAGUACGCUUUGUUCGUUGGUUAAGGAAAUAGGAAAUUGUUAGAUUUAUUGAAUGGAAUAAAUUUUUAUAACGAGAUUAAUGGAAGCAUUCAAUGUGACGAUGCUUUGAAAUAUUUACAAUUUGAUGUAUGGCGAGUAUUAUUAACAUUUGGUAUUGCAUUUAUUUGUCCUUAUUAAAUAAUAAGUUAUUUUUUGUUUGUAGUUAAUGGUUCGAAAAUGUUCUUGAUAUUGAUAGACUUGUUCGAAGGAUCAAGAAGUUUCGCGUGUAGUUGAACACUAAUGAGUCUAUAGAUACGUAUUGCCGUGUUGCCAUACCGCGGCCGUAAUUUGAAAUCUCCGAGGGUUGUGGGAGGGUUCGCCUCAUUAUUUUUCCCCUAUUUGUGUAAAUAGUUACCUAAUUUUGUUUCAACUGUACCUAUUGUAAGUGUACGUAUAGGAUGCACGUCCCUAAUGGUAAAAUAUAAUUUAAGCCUGUGAUAUAUAAGAAACUCGUUUAGAAAAAUUAAGUCCCGAAGUUCUUUUACCAAGAAAUUGUACUGAAGACUUUUUAUACUGUAAACUGCACCUUGCCGUUUUAAUAGUAAUGUGACUCUUGCCAUUAAAAUACUAAAGUAAUUAGUGUACUCAUUCCUAGCUGUUCUUAUUACCGUUGUAGAAUUAAAAAAAUAUUAAUUGUCAUGUUAUGUACUGAAAAUGGCAAUGAAAUUUGCAUAAAACCGAAGUGAUAACUCAUGGGAUAAAAUUUACCGCAUCUUAAAUUUCAUACGUGGUUUAAUUGGAAGAAUUGUAGAAAUUCUGGGAUGAAAAAUGUUACAUGGAAUAUAUUAAUAAUUUCUUUUUUUAUUUUUGACUAAUGGUGACAGAAUACAACUCGCAGUUGCAUUAAUAUUGAAGAAUUUACUCAAUAACUUGUUCUUGAUUAACAAAAGCAUUGAAUUAAUUUAACUUCAGAACUAGAAGAGUCAAGAAAAUCUCAACAUAUUCACUAGCUGAAUGUAGACAGUGUAAUAGACAUCUCUGCAUAUUUUUGUACAAAUAAUAUCAUUUUAGUAGGAUGAUAGGAAUUAAUCAAACUUUUCACGUAUCAUUCGAAUAGAUUCUUGGGAAUUUUAUUAAAUUUCAUAUCAUGUCAUUGUACCUAAAUGCUUGUAUAUACAUUAUUGUAUCAGCCAUCUGAUCCCAUGAUCCCUAUUUAUACGUAGCGAUUGAAUACAAAUUUGAAAUCAAUUUUUUAUAAAAGAUAAUAUUUUUACUAAGGAUGUAUUGAAUUUCCAUAUUUGACAUGUUUUACUGUAAGUGCAUAUUGAUGAACCAGUUUUAUUAAUGAAUACUUUAUGAAGGUUUUCACGCAAUGAAAAAAAAAAUUUUGUCCAUACAUUAUGUAAUAAAUGAAACAUAAAAUAAAAAACUGUGACAUUGAAAAAUUCUAAUCUUCUUUUUACUGAUAUGUAUGUAUCAUAAUACCUCCACCCAUAACACCAAAACCGUAAUUUGUUAUUGCAAAUAGGUGCUUCUAACUUUUCUUUCCGCAAAUAGAUAUAUUUUUCAGACUUCUUUCAUAUCAUUAUGUAAAUACAAAAUCGAAAUAGAUAUAAACGUAAGAAUAUCUGAGCUUCAUCGUUUAUUGUGUAAGCUAAGAUUCGGUACUUAAGAAUUUAGCAUAAUAAAAUAAGGAUUUCCCUUAUCUCGGGAUGAUCUUGCGCAAUAAUUAUAUAACUAAUUAUUAUGUCUGUACUAAUCGAAUAGCUCUGUAAAUUUCACAUGUUACUAUACUGUAAUAAGUUAAAUUCAG
Messenger RNA from Amyelois transitella, 4688 nucleotides. RefSeq names its product semaphorin-2A (gene Sema2a). The transcript is spliced from 16 exons. The record is from RefSeq and is a predicted model, not a curated record. Gene Ontology annotation, biological process: positive regulation of cell migration; negative chemotaxis; neural crest cell migration. The coding region runs from base 289 to 2490 and encodes 733 amino acids. NCBI's taxonomy places the organism in Eukaryota, Metazoa, Arthropoda, Insecta, Lepidoptera, Pyralidae. Gene Ontology annotation, molecular function: semaphorin receptor binding; chemorepellent activity.